This is a messenger RNA of Sardina pilchardus (European sardine), 2982 nucleotides long. RefSeq names its product p21 protein (Cdc42/Rac)-activated kinase 2b (gene pak2b). Gene Ontology annotation, biological process: intracellular signal transduction; regulation of axonogenesis; regulation of MAPK cascade. Gene Ontology annotation, cellular component: cytoplasm. The record is from RefSeq and is a predicted model, not a curated record. Gene Ontology annotation, molecular function: ATP binding; protein serine/threonine kinase activity. The transcript is spliced from 15 exons. The coding region runs from base 307 to 1911 and encodes 534 amino acids. Lineage: Eukaryota; Metazoa; Chordata; Actinopteri; Clupeiformes; Clupeidae.
GUGAGAUUAGCUAGAUGCUAGGUUCAUCCAGGUCGCGUAUCCCCCUCCUCUUCUUGUCCUGUAUGACUGAAGAUUCAAAGCCACUGUAUACAUAGCCGCUUUUAGGAAUACACUUUGUGCCAUUCCCCAUCUUGUACUUUGAACUCCUCCUCCACUUUUUUCACCCUCUCUCCUUCACCUGUCACUGCAUCUCUCUUGCUUCUGCACAUUUCUCACUCUUCUUCAAUUUUCCUCUCCUUUCUCCUCAUUUCCUCGUUUUCUGUCUCUCUUGUGGUCUCUCUCUUCACUCACUCACUCUCUGUGGUCAUGUGUGACAACGGGGAUCACGAGGACAAACCCCCCGCCCCUCCAGUAAGGAUGAGUAGCACCAGUUUCGGCAGCAGUGGGAAAGAUCACACACUCUCAGCCAAUCACAGCUCCAAGCCCCUGCCCUCUGUGCCAGAGGAGAGGAAACGCAACAAGAUCAUCUCCAUCUUUUCCAGCGGGGAGAAAGUGGGCAGAAGAAAAGACAGAGACAAGGAGCGGCCGGAGAUUUCCCCACCGUCUGAUUUUGAACACACAAUCCAUGUCGGUUUUGAUGCAGUCACAGGAGAGUUUACAGGCAUGCCAGAGCAGUGGGCGCGGCUCCUGCAGACAUCUAAUAUCACCAAGUCAGAGCAGAAGAAGAAUCCUCAAGCUGUACUUGACGUUCUGAAGUUCUACGAUUCUACUGGCAACGGCCGUCAGAAGUACCUCAGUUUCUCAUCAGAAAAAGAUGGUUAUCCCCCAGGCCCACAGUCUCCUGUCAAGAAAGGCACAGAACCUUCAUCUACAAACACCAAAGACAUUGAUAACGGUGGCGAUGACGAUGAAGAUGAUGAUGAGGCACCUCCGCCUAUUGUCGCACCCCGCCCCGAACACACCAAGAGUGUAUAUACACGACCCUCCAUGAUAGACCCCCUGCCCCCGCCUGUGACUGCUCCAGACGGGGACUCGGCCUCCAAGGCAGCUGACCGACAGAAGAAGAAGGGCAAGAUGACCGAUGAAGAGAUUAUGGACAAACUGAGAACCAUAGUUAGUAUUGGAGAUCCCAAGAAGAAGUAUACACGUUAUGAAAAGAUUGGGCAAGGAGCUUCAGGAACAGUGUACACUGCCAUAGAUGUUGCAACUGGACAGGAGGUGGCCAUUAAACAGAUUAACCUCCAGAAACAGCCCAAAAAGGAGCUCAUCAUCAAUGAGAUCCUGGUGAUGAAGGAGCUGAAAAACCCGAAUAUUGUCAACUUCGUAGACAGCUUUUUGGUAGGCGAGGAGCUCUUUGUGGUGAUGGAGUAUCUGGCCGGUGGAUCUCUCACAGAUGUUGUGACAGAGACGUGUAUGGAUGAGGCUCAGAUUGCAGCUGUUUGUCGAGAGUGUUUACAAGCAUUGGAGUUCCUGCAUGCCAACCAGGUCAUCCAUCGAGACAUCAAAAGUGACAACGUCCUAUUGGGGAUGGACGGCUCGGUUAAACUCACCGAUUUUGGGUUCUGUGCCCAGAUCACUCCGGAGCAGAGCAAGCGCAGCACCAUGGUGGGCACGCCCUACUGGAUGGCCCCUGAGGUCGUGACCCGGAAGGCUUACGGGCCCAAAGUGGACAUCUGGUCCCUGGGUAUCAUGGCCAUAGAGAUGGUGGAAGGCGAACCACCAUACCUCAAUGAGAACCCGCUCAGGGCACUCUAUUUAAUUGCCACAAAUGGCACCCCGGAGCUUCAGAGUCCAGAGAAGCUGUCACCGGUUUUCCGUGACUUCCUGAGCCGUUGUCUGGAGAUGGACGUGGAGAAACGGGGAGGAGGAAAAGAGCUGUUGCAGCACCCCUUCCUGAAGCUGGCCAAGCCUCUAUCUAGCCUCACGCCACUUAUCUUAGCAGCCAAGGAUGCCAUGAAGAACAACCGCUAACCUUUCAGAUGAGAGGGUCCCCUACCCAUUCGUUCCUGAUGUGAUGUCAGAAGCUCCUUCUUGUUGUGCCCCCCACCCCUUUCUUUUGCUGACGUGCCAUCAAGCAGCCAAGCCCUUGAAGCCACGCUGUCUCCAAGACCAAAAACUUAAGCCCCAAUCUACAGGGGUUGGAACUCUGGUGGCCUUAUGAACUCUUUAUUUAGUUUUUUUUUUUGUUUAGUUUUUUUUUUUCUUUAUUAUUUUUUUUGUCUUACCCAGGGGUUAUGAACUCUUCCCUGACACCAACUGAGAUGGUAUUUUCCCCCUGCAUUUUUAAACUAUACAGAAAAAUUGUGUUCCAUAAUAUUGAUGACUCGAUUUAAUGUGAUCGAAACAAACAAAAUCUAUCUCUUGUCACAGAGAACUUUUUUAUUCAACCUCUGUAUGAAUCAUGUCUCCAUGUUGUAUAGAUCCAUGUGUCUUUCAUUUCAAAAUAUGACGUAAAAAAGACAACAUUCAAAUGUGGGUCCAGAAACAUAUCUUGAUUUCUCCACUUCAUGCGAAGAACAUUGUGUUAGAUGAUUUUGUGUCCAUAAUUUCAAAAAGUAGCGUUUAUGACACUCCCUCGUUGCCACAUCAGUUUUGAAUCUCACCAGCCUCCUUCAGAGGAAGGCGUGCACCUUAUUUACCGAUGCCAACAGUAGCUUGUGAGUGGUAGGGUUGUCACUUGUGCCUUGUGUACUUGUUCCUACACAAACAAAGUAUUGUGAACCGUUCAGGAUGGAGUCCUUCUUAUGUCAGUUUCUUCAUUUGACUAGAACCUGGGAAGAUAAACUUUCAUAAGGUAAAAUUUGUUAUGUAUAUUACGAACUUCAAAAAAGGAAAUGGUAGUAUACAAAUUAGGACUUUUAGACAAGCUGUCAUUUAAUAUGUAUGUUUAUAUGUAUAAACACUAUUUUUGUUUUUAAUAACUAACAUUAUAAAUAGAUCUGUCGGAAGUCUUGGUCAGGCCUGUUUUGGUGCCUUGAGUCUGACUUUAUUCCCAUGUCAAAAAUUGUAACUGUGAAAAUAAAAAAUAGUGUUUCUUGUCAA